Molecule: messenger RNA, 1210 nt
Organism: Drosophila novamexicana
Lineage: Eukaryota; Metazoa; Arthropoda; Insecta; Diptera; Drosophilidae
Product: cathepsin L1
Exons: 3
Coding region: 71-1120 (349 amino acids)
Cellular component (GO): lysosome
Molecular function (GO): cysteine-type endopeptidase activity
Source: RefSeq, a predicted model, not a curated record
UCUCCAAACGAAAAGAGGUCCAAGCCGAAAGCCAGAAAUAUAAAAAAAUUUACAAAAAAAGUUACAAAAGAUGUGGAUGUGCAAAUCGGAGAUGUUGCAGCUGCUGCUGCUGUUGGCCUGGUUAAAUGCUGUGUCAUUGCAGAAGCUGCAGUCAUUCCCAAGGCUCUGCAAUGUGCGCGACUUUGAUGACUUUCUGCGGCAGACGGGCAAGGUGUAUCCGGACGAAAGGGAGCGUGAGUUCCGUGAGAGCAUCUUCGCGGCGAAGAAGUCUUUGGUGGAUCUAUCCAACAGCCGUGUGAGCAGCUAUCGCCUCAAUAUUAACACACUCGCCGAUAUGACACGCAAGGAGGUUGCCACGCUGCUCGGUUCCAAGAUCUCAACUCAGGGCGAAGAACUGACCGCACGCCACAUCAACUUUGUGCCCGCCACAACCGCGUUAAGUGACAAUCUGCCGGAAUCGUUUGAUUGGCGUGAAAAGGGAGGCGUCACACCAGCUGGCUUUCAGGGAGUUGGCUGCGGCUCGUGCUGGUCAUUCGCGACAACUGGCGCUCUGGAGGGGCAUCUGUUUCGGCGCACUGGUGUGCUGGUGCCGCUGUCACAGCAAAACUUGAUGGACUGUGCCGAUGACUAUGGCAACAUGGGCUGUGAUGGCGGCUUUCAGGAGUACGGCUUUGAGUAUAUACGGGAUCAUGGCAUUACGCUGGCGAACAAGUAUCCCUACGAGCAGGUGGAGAUGGAAUGCAGGCAGAAUGAAACGGCCGGCAGGUAUCCACGCGAGAGCAUUGUCAAGAUACGCGACUAUGCGCGCAUCGAUCCGGGGGAUGAGCAGAAGAUGAAGCAAGUGAUUGCCACGCUGGGCCCCUUGGCCUGCUCAAUGAAUGCCGGUGCCAUAUCCUUUGAACAGUACGAUGGCGGCAUAUACGAGGACGAGGAGUGCAAUCAGGAUGAAGUCAAUCAUUCGGUCGUUGUCGUUGGCUACGGCACCGAAAACGGACGUGACUAUUGGAUCAUCAAGAACUCAUACUCACAAAACUGGGGCGAGGCUGGCUUCAUGCGACUCCCACGCAAUGCUGGCAGCUUCUGUGGCAUUGCCAGCGAAUGCAGCUAUCCUAUACUGUGAGCACGUGCCAGCCGUGCCUUAGUCUGUAUCUUUAAGUAUUUGUUAAUACCAUGUAUACGAAUUUAUUUUGUUACCAUAGUUUGUAGAAGG